UCCCGAUUCUUGCUGUAUUUCCUGCAAUCAGACAUGUACCCCUUCUUCCUCCUUCUUACACAGAAGUCCUCACAACUAUGAUAAGCGUCGUAACACUGAGCGGCUCGACUACCUCGCAAUGAGCAUUCGGGUUGACCUGUUUACAAAGCUGCAGGCGUUUACUGGCGGGGUUUAGCGUUUGGCCGGCAUCGCCCCACCCGAAAUCAUCAGACGAGAAACGGCCCGGGCCGCGGCAGUCCACAACCCCCCGGCCCACCACCCGCUCACCCAACGCUUGCGCACGCCCCCACCGCGCGGCUGGUCCCAUCUCCACUCCCUUACCGAGUCCCAAGCCCCCCCGGAUGGAAACACACCAGAGGAGACGUGGCUCCCCCGCCUCCCCGGCCUCCGGAGAUGGCUCGCCCCCGACUCGGCAGCACCACCCCGAAGCCGGAAAAUGUGGACCCUCCCCUCCGAAGCGGACCCAGAGCUCCACUGGCUCACGCACCGACCGGCAUGCCUGGCUGAUCUACCCUGUGGUAUCGCGACAACCCAUACCUCCGCCUGCCCCGAAUACACCUCGCACGAUGGGUUGGCGAACGCACGAGCCACUGGGACUUCCACUCCUACCACGCCCGAUUCAACCACCCGGCGAGACGUUCCGCACAUGCAUCUGCGGCGAACCAUGCAAAAAAGGCCACUUCUUCCGAUGCCCCCUCGUCACGUGGCAAAACCCUCGAGCCACAUCCGACGCGCCACAUGCCUUCGGCACCAGCCACGCCACCUUCCUCGCCCGGCUCAGAGCCCUGAAGGACGAAGGCCUCACCGGCGUCACCACCACCGCGGACGGCAGACUCCUCGGCACCCGAGCACCCCUGCCAGAACCCGACGACACCGACGACGAAGCAUUCCCGAUCAUCCCCCCUUCCCCCUCCUAAUGUUGUUGAGUGAGGUGGGCAAUGAGUUUUUACUCUCUGUUUGGG
Messenger RNA from Neurospora tetraspora, 962 nucleotides. RefSeq lists its product as uncharacterized. Bases 342 to 917 code for a protein of 191 amino acids. The transcript has 2 exons. Lineage: Eukaryota; Fungi; Ascomycota; Sordariomycetes; Sordariales; Sordariaceae. The record is from RefSeq and is a predicted model, not a curated record.